CUUCGACGCGUCUGUCCGCGCUCUCUAAUACCCGCCGGAAAGAAACCAAUCGGGGGGGCGAUCGACCGUGUGGAUGUCUCUCUCGACGAGGGCCCACGGGGCGGCAUGACUGAGGAAGAGUUGGUCUACAAUGUCACCGUCGUCGACACGUCCUGUCUCUCCGAAAGGAAGUUCUGGUGUUUCCUGCUGUCGUCCAUUUGCACCUUCCUGGCAGGACUGCUCAUCGUCCUGGUAUGGAGGCUGUUCGCGUUUCUGUGCUGCAGGAGGGAGACCGACCUGGGGCCCAACGACCCCAAGCAGAAGGAGCAGAAGGCGGCCAGGCAGGGCAAGCAGGAGUUCGAGGGGACCUUCAUGACGGAGGCUAAGGACUGGGCGGGGGAGCUGAUCUCCGGGCAGACAACCACCGGGAGGAUACUGGUUGUCCUAGUAUUCAUCCUAAGCAUAGCGUCGUUAGUUAUUUACUUCAUAGAUGCCUCAAAUGACGGUGUGGAACGCUGCCAAGAGUGGAGCGACAAUGUCACUCAACAAAUCGACCUUGCCUUCAACAUAUUUUUUAUGGUGUAUUUUUUUAUACGAGUAAGUAUGUUUCGUGUUAGUGAUACGUGUAGAAUACUUUCCAAUAUUACAUGCUGGUGAUCUUUUGGGUUUACUGUUACAAUGCUGUGUAAAAAUUUGCAGUUCCCAUGUGGAAAUUUUGACCAGUUCACAAGAGCUUCUUUUGAGCAUCAAAUUGUUCGAAAUCCAUC
Molecule: messenger RNA, 746 nt
Organism: Leptinotarsa decemlineata (Colorado potato beetle)
Lineage: Eukaryota; Metazoa; Arthropoda; Insecta; Coleoptera; Chrysomelidae
Gene: slo
Product: calcium-activated potassium channel slo
Biological process (GO): potassium ion transmembrane transport
Cellular component (GO): postsynaptic membrane
Molecular function (GO): large conductance calcium-activated potassium channel activity
Source: RefSeq, a predicted model, not a curated record